AUGGCAGGAAAUUUGGAGGAUCGCGAAAUCUGGGAAGAUUCGGAGGAGGCGCUCGGUGAGGAGGUGCUCCGGAUGCCAACCGACGAGCUGGUUAAUCGUACCCGGCUGAUGGAUAACGAGAUCAAAAUAAUGAAAAGCGAAGUGGUCCGUAUCAAUCACGAGCUACAGACGCAGAAUGAGAAGAUUAAGGAUAAUACGGAGAAGAUAAAGGUGAACAAAACACUACCGUACCUGGUGUCGAACGUGAUCGAGCUGCUGGAUGUUGAUCCGCAGGAGGAGGAAGAUGACGGUGCGGUGGUGGUGCUGGAUUCGCAGCGGAAGGGCAAGUGUGCGGUUAUCAAAACGUCCACCCGUCAGACGUACUUUCUGCCGGUGAUUGGGCUGGUCGAUUCGGAGAAGUUGAAACCGGGUGACUUAGUAGGCGUGAACAAAGACUCGUAUCUGAUAUUGGAAACGUUACCGGCCGAGUAUGAUGCGCGCGUGAAAGCGAUGGAGGUGGACGAACGGCCGACGGAACAGUACUCAGACAUCGGUGGGCUGGACAAGCAGAUACAGGAGCUGAUCGAAGCGGUCGUCCUGCCGAUGACGCACAAGGACAAGUUCAAGAACCUCGGCAUCCAUCCGCCGAAGGGUGUGCUGCUGUACGGACCCCCCGGUACAGGGAAAACCCUACUGGCCCGUGCCUGUGCUGCCCAGACCAAAUCCACCUUUCUCAAGCUGGCCGGACCGCAGCUGGUACAGAUGUUCAUCGGUGACGGUGCGAAGCUGGUACGGGAUGCGUUUGCACUAGCGAAGGAAAAAUCACCCGCCAUCAUCUUCAUCGACGAGCUGGAUGCGAUCGGUACGAAGCGUUUCGACUCGGAGAAGGCUGGAGAUCGUGAGGUGCAGCGUACCAUGCUGGAGCUACUAAACCAGCUCGACGGGUUUAGUUCGACCGCCGACAUUAAGGUCAUCGCCGCCACAAACCGGGUGGAUAUACUCGAUCCCGCUCUGCUGCGUUCCGGGCGACUCGACCGAAAGAUUGAAUUUCCCCACCCGAACGAAGAAGCCCGGGCCCGCAUCAUGCAGAUUCAUUCCCGCAAGAUGAACGUCAGCCCGGACGUCAACUUUGAGGAGCUUGCCCGCUCGACGGACGACUUUAACGGAGCGCAGUGUAAGGCGGUGUGCGUGGAGGCCGGUAUGAUUGCGCUACGCCGUUCGGCUGUGUCCGUCAUUCACGAAGACUUCAUGGACGCGAUCAUGGAGGUGCAGUCGAAAAAGAAGGCCAAUCUGAAUUACUUUGCCUAA
Messenger RNA from Anopheles marshallii, 1287 nucleotides. RefSeq names its product 26S proteasome regulatory subunit 6A-B (gene Rpt5). The record is from RefSeq and is a predicted model, not a curated record. Gene Ontology annotation, molecular function: ATP hydrolysis activity; ATP binding; proteasome-activating activity. NCBI's taxonomy places the organism in Eukaryota, Metazoa, Arthropoda, Insecta, Diptera, Culicidae. Gene Ontology annotation, biological process: proteasome-mediated ubiquitin-dependent protein catabolic process. The transcript has a single exon. Gene Ontology annotation, cellular component: proteasome regulatory particle, base subcomplex. The coding region runs from base 1 to 1287 and encodes 428 amino acids.